Molecule: messenger RNA, 2172 nt
Organism: Colletotrichum fioriniae
Lineage: Eukaryota; Fungi; Ascomycota; Sordariomycetes; Glomerellales; Glomerellaceae
Source: RefSeq, a predicted model, not a curated record
AUGUUCACGCCGGACUCACGAUUUGGAGAUGGAAACAGUCGUAUGACUACUGCUGCUGGUCCCUCGAACCCCGCGCCUCCUCCUCAAGUGCACCAUCAUCAGCCUCAGCAGUAUCAACCGCAACAACACCAACAACAAUCACAGCAACAGCAACACCAGCACCACCAACAGCCACAGCAGCAACAUCAGCAGCAACAUCAGCAGCAGCAACAUCAGCAACAACAUCAAACUGCCGACUUCAGUCAGCUGGAUCCUUUCCUCAACACGUCGAACAAGGGUUUCCAGUCACAAGCCAACGCCUUCAACUUUCCGACGACGAAUGACUUCAACAAUACUACGACUAAGCACUUUGCAAACCAAGCAAGCAACUUCAGUCCUCAACCAAACGCAUUCAGCGCAGUGUCCAAACCCUUCGCUUCCCAACCUAAUGCCUUUGGUCAGUCAGCAACAACAUUCAGUGCUGCCAACGCUUUCAGCUCCCCUGCAAAUGCCUUCAGCUCUCUACCUACCACGAACACCUUCAGCCCGCCGCCGAAUGCCAACGCCUUCAGUCCGCCACCUACUACCGCCUUUAGUCCUGCUCCCACACCCUUCAGCCCGGCAACGUCAACGUUCAGCCCAGCACCGACACCGGCCCCGAGCCUCAUGCCCGGCACCCCGGGUGUGAUGCAAACGCCUUUUGGCCCUCCGCCUACCACUUCAUUCCCAGGUCAUGCUCGAGCACCUAGUAUUGCACCCACGCCAAAGCCUGCGACAGGUAGUCGGCCAUCGCGGGAGCAGGUCCCUGCCGAGGCAUGGGAGUCUUUCAAGGGGACCAUCAAGCAUCUGUAUCUGGAAGAACGCCGUCCCCUGAAAGAGGUCAUGCAGAUCAUGGCGGACCAGUAUGGCUUCCAAGCAACGCCGAAGAUGUACAAGACCAGGUUCUCUCAGUGGGGUUUCGUGAAGAACAACACCGAGGACGAAGUGAAGAGACUUCUCUCUAUGAAGUUCCAACGCGAUGCCGAGGGUAAAGUGUCUGAAUUCGUUCGCAACGGCAGAGUUGUCAAUCUGGGCACGUAUCUCAAGAGGAAGGGAGUGACGGAGUACGAUCUUGUCGACUUUGAAACGCCAGCUCAGCUCCCGUCAUACGUGCGAUGUCGUACCCCGACACCGCCGCCCGCUCCGGGCUAUCUGCGAUCACCAGACCUGCUCCGAGCGCAGGAGACGAUUGUUGGGAAUAUGCGGAAAGCAUUCUUGCAUUGCCGCCAAUUCGAGGUCGAAAUUGACAAGCAGGUCGGAUGGACAUCGAUUAUGUUAUGGGGUGCGGGGUCAAGCGACAUGUUUGCUGAUGCGAACAAGAAAUUCGAAAUGGGUGAACACGACGCGGGUGGUCAUCAGCUAAUGAAGGCAUUCAAACGACUGGAGAUGGAUCUCAAACAACUGUCACCGCAAGGCAUCAAGGAACUUUUGCUGGGAAUGGUGCAUCGCGACGCGGGCAUGAUGACUGCCCUGUGCAAGUACCUGGCGGCAUAUUCUUCGACGAACUUUGAACGCUCUCAUCCCCUACGACAGACGUUUUCCACACUAUACGAGGUGCAACAGAAGCAUGGGCCGAUCACACUAUCGGAGCUCGUGUGGGGCUGCAUUCCCACCAUCGCCGAAGAACUCGAAGCUAUUUACGGGCGGCGUCACCCUUACGUAGCCAGGACGUGGAUCGACCUGGCCAUCUUUUACAACCACGCCAACCCCGAGAGACUCGAGAAACUGCUCUCCGAACUCCAGCCGCUACGAAGGCAGAUUGCAGGUCGUCAUGGACAGGGCAGUGCAGAGGAUCUAGCCUUGCGAUACGCCGUUGUUCAGCUGAUGCAAGCAGCCUGGCCCAACGCCGAUAAUACAAGGAUGGAGGCUCUGGAACUGUGGACUGCGAUGAAGGAUGGCGGCCUCGUCUUCCCAGUGCGGGGCGCAGAGCACAACACCUUUUGCUACCACAGCCCCCUCAAGAUCGAUCCGUGGGAAAGGCGAUGCAGGGAGCGAUAUGAUAUUGGGACCCAAUUCUUCCAGCAACACUGCGGCAUCAAAGUGCUGCCCUAUUUCGAAGAAGACAUGCAUUACACCGAGCAUGCCCCCGACUCGCAUUCGGCCUUGGCAGCAGCCUUGGGCCACAUGCCCCAAUCCAAGUUCUCGCUCAUCUAA